This is a messenger RNA of Sparassis crispa, 1791 nucleotides long. Its product is annotated as Heat shock protein sti1 homolog. Lineage: Eukaryota; Fungi; Basidiomycota; Agaricomycetes; Polyporales; Sparassidaceae. The record is from RefSeq and is a predicted model, not a curated record. Bases 1 to 1791 code for a protein of 596 amino acids. Gene Ontology annotation, molecular function: Hsp90 protein binding. The transcript has 6 exons.
AUGGCGAACGCACUCAAAGACCAGGGCAACAAAGCAUUCCAGGCGAAAGACUACGACAACGCCAUCGACCUCUUCUCCCAGGCCAUCGCGCUCGAUCCAUCCAACCACGUCCUCUACUCCAACCGCAGCGCUGCCAAGGCCGGCAAACGCCAGUGGGCAGCCGCCCUCGAGGACGCGGAGCAGUGCGUGAAAAUCAACUCGGCGUGGUCCAAAGGCUACGCGCGCAAGGGCGCCGCGCUCCACGGUGCGCACAGAUAUGACGAGGCCAUUGCCGCGUAUGAGGCCGGUCUGAAGCUCGAGGACAGCCCCGCCCUCCGGCGCGGUCUCAAGGAGGUUCAAGACGCGAAAGCAGCAGACGAACGCGGUGAUGGCGCGGAGCCUUUCGGCCUGGGCAAGCUCUUCGGCGACCCGAACCUCAUAGGCAAGCUCGCGUCGAACCCGCGCACCGCAAAGCACCUCGCGGAUCCUGCGUUUGUGCAGCGUCUGCAGGCGCUCCAGCGCAACCCGCAGCUCGCUGAUGGCGCCCUCCAGGAUCCUCGCAUGAUCGACGUUCUCGGUGCGCUGAUGGGCGUCGACAUGCAGGGCUUUUCCCGCGAGGAGGGCUCCGGGGACCUACCCGAGGGACUGAAGCGCGAACAGACGGAACACGGUCACGAUCACGAUCACGAGCAUGAGCAUGAACAUGGGCACGCGCAUGAGCAUACGCAUACGCCGCAGCCCGCUGCGUCCACGUCCACACCCCCGUCCGCAGCGAAGGUGGAGGAAGAGGAUGUGGAGAUGGCAGAGGACGACGAGGACGCUCGUGCACGCUCGGCGGCGGAGGCGGAGAAAAAAGUCGGUGCGGAAGCCUACAAGGCGCGCGACUUCGCCACUGCGGCGACGCAUUUUGAGAAGGCGUGGGAGCUCUGGUCGAAGGACAUCACGUUCCUGACCAAUCUUGCAGCGGCAUAUUUUGAGCAGGGAGAGUACGACAAGUGUGUAGAGACCUGCGAGAAGGCAGUAGACGAGGGUCGUUCGCUGCGCGCUGACUACAAGCUCAUCGCGAAAGCCCUCGGGCGCGCCGGUAACGCCUGCUCCAAGAAGGGCGACCUCACGACCGCGGUCAAGUACUACAACAAGUCGCUCACGGAACACCGCACGCCGGACAUCCUCACGAAACUGCACGACGCUGAGCGCGCAGAGGUGGCGGCAACGCGGCUCGCGUACAUCGACCCCGAGAAGGCGACACACGCGCGCGAGGAGGGGAACGCGCUCUUCAAGGCGGGCGACUUCGCCGGCGCGGUGAAGGCGUACACCGAGUCGAUCAAGCGCGCACCGGAGGACCCGCGCGGGUACAACAACCGCGCGAACGCGUACACGAAGCUCGUCGCGUUGCCCGAGGCGCUCAAGGAUACGGAGGCGGCGAUCCGCGCGGACCCGAGCUUCGUGAAGGCGUACAUCCGUAAGAGCCAUGUCCUUUACGCGAUGCACGAGUAUACCAGGGCCGUCGAGGCCGUCGAGCAGGCUGCGGAUGUGGAUACGGAGAAGAAGCAUAGCCGGGAGAUCCAGGAGCAGGUGGUCAAAUGCCAGCAGGAGCUUUUCAGCCAGCGCUCGGGAGAGAAUGACGAGGAGACGCUCCAGCGGGCGAUGCGCGACCCCGAGAUUGCGAAAAUUAUGGGCGACCCAGUCAUGCAGUCUAUCCUGCAGCAGGCGCAGACGAACCCGGCGGCCCUGCAGGACCACAUGAAGAACCCGACUGUGCGCCAAAACAUCAUGAAGCUGAUCAACGCCGGCGUCAUUAAGACGCGGUAG